UCCACGGACGGGGCGACCCCUGCCCCCUUGGUAGCCCCUAAUGGCCAAGCUGCCACACUGCCCCUGCACUAUCAUCAUUCUGACUUCACGAGAAAGUCUAUGGCAAAUUUCUGGAAAGCAAAUAGGAAGUUGUAUUUCUAAGCAGCUUACGCUGAGGGGAGGCAGCAAGACUAUAAGAAGUCUGGGCUGGACGAGAGGCAGAAAGCCAGCAGAGCCGCGGAGGAGAUGGACAGUUGCCUAAAAGCCAUCUGGAUCCUGAGGUCUCAGAGAGCGAUCCUCGGAGCUGCCCAACUCCUCUGGUUCAGUGCUUUGAUCUCUGAGCUAACAAAUCAGAAGGAAGUGGCAGCAUGGACCUAUAAUUACAGUAUAAAAGCAUACUCAUGGAAUUAUUCCAGGGCAUUCUGCCAGAAGCACUUCACAGAUUUAGUAGCCAUCCAGAAUAAAAAUGAGAUUGCUCAUCUCAAUGACGUCAUACCCUACUUCAGUUCUUAUUACUGGAUUGGGAUCCGAAAGAUCAAUAAUAAGUGGACCUGGGUGGGAACCAAGAAGGCCCUCACGGAGGAGGCUGAGAACUGGGCUGACAAUGAGCCCAACAACAAGAGGAACAACCAGGACUGCGUGGAGAUCUACAUCAAGAGUCUGUCGGCCCCUGGCAAGUGGAAUGAUGAGCCCUGCUGGAAAAGAAAGCGGGCCCUGUGCUACACAGCCUCGUGCCAUGACAUGUCCUGCAGCAAACAGGGAGAGUGCAUCGAGACCAUCGGGAACUACACCUGCUCCUGCUACCCCGGGUUCCACGGGCCAGAGUGUGAAUACGUCAGAGAGUGUGGAGAAUUCGUCCUCCCUCAGCACGUGCUCAUGAACUGCAGCCACCCGCUGGGAAACUUCUCUUUCAACUCACAGUGCUCGUUCCACUGUGCCCAAGGGUACCAACUGAAUGGACCCAGCCAGCUGCGGUGUUUGGCUUCUGGAAUGUGGACACAUGGGCCCCCACAGUGUGUAGCCGUGCAGUGUCAGCACCUGGAAGCCCCUGACAAUGGAACCAUGCACUGUGUGCACCCACUUGCCGCCUUUGCUUACGGCUCCCGCUGCACAUUUGAGUGCCAACCUGGCUAUGGAGUGAGAGGCCUGGACACACUCGGCUGCGUUGGCCCUGGCCAGUGGACAGCGCCCCCACCGACCUGCGAGGCCCUGGCGUGUGAGCCACUGGGGAGUCCUGACCACGGGAGCGUGGAGUGCACCCCGUCGUGGAGAGCAUUUCAGUACAACUCCAGCUGCAGCUUCUACUGCGCCGAGGGCUUCCUGCUGAGAGGAGCGGAUGUGGUUCGCUGUGCCGACUCGGGACAGUGGACAGCACCAGCCCCUGUGUGUCAAGCUGUGCAGUGCGGAGAUCUUCCAGCUCCCCGCGGGGCCCAGGGGAACUGCUCCCACCCCUCCGGCGCCUUCCAGUACCAGUCAGUCUGCACCUUCACCUGUGAGGAAGGCUCAUUCCUGGUGGGAGAAAGCGAGCUGCGGUGCUUGGCCACCGGACAUUGGAGUGCUGCUCCUCCAGAAUGCCAAGUUACCUGCACACCUCUGCUGAGUCCUCAGAAUGGAACAAUGACCUGUACCCAACCUCUUGGAGAGUCCAGUGAUAAAGCGACCUGCCAGUUCAUCUGUGAUGAGGGGUUUUCUUUAUCUGGACCUGAAAGUUUGGAUUGUACUCCAUCUGGACACUGGACAGGCUCCCCCCCACAGUGUGAAGCCAUCAAGUGCCCAGAACUCUCUGCCCCCAAGCAGGGCAGCCUGGACUGUUCUCACACUCGUGGAGGAUUCGGCGUUGGUUCCACCUGCCAUUUCUCCUGUGACGAGGGCUUUGAGCUAGAGGGAUCAGGCAGUGUGGAGUGCACAGCUUCUGGAAGAUGGUCAGCACAUCCCCCAGGCUGCAAAGGAGUAGUGCCAGCGCCUACCUCCAACGUGCGAUGCCUGGCCCUCGUCUCUCCUGGGCAGGGAACAAUGUCCUGCACACAUCCCCGGGGAAACUUUGGCUUGGAUGCCACUUGCUACUUUGGAUGCAAAGCUGGAUUCACACUCACAGGAGACAGCACUCUCAGAUGCACACCUUCAGGACAAUGGACAGCAGUGACCCCAGCGUGCAGAGCCAUCGAAUGCACAGAACUACACAUCAAUAAGCCAGUGGUGAUGAACUGUUCCAACCCCUGGGGGAAUUUCAGCUAUGGGUCAACCUGCACCUUCCACUGUCCAGAGGGUCAGUUACUUAAUGGCUCUGCCAGAGCAGCAUGCCAAGAGAAUGGACACUGGUCAACUACCAUGCCAACCUGCCAAGAGGGGCCAUUGACGGUCCAGGAGGUCCUGACUUACUUUGGUGGAGCUGUGGCUUCUACAACAGGCCUGGUCAUGGGCGGGACCCUCUUGGCUCUGCUGAGAAAGCGACUCAGAAAGAAAGAUGACGGGAAGUGCCCUCUGAACCCUCAAAGCCACCUAGGAACAUACGGAGUUUUUACAAAUGUUGCAUUUGACCCGAACCCUUAAGAGACUUGUCUAUCUCCCAGCCUCUCAGGAUCCUGGUUUGUGAACAUGGAGCUUCCUGCUAGACUUGACUUUAACUGUAGCAUGCUUGUUAUAGUUUUCUGUAAAAACCCCUGGAUAAAGGGCAUGGACUCUCCUUUAGAUGAGCUCUGGACCAGAGCAGAGGACCUCUCCACCUCCACCCCUUCCUGCUCCACCUCUGCUCCUUCUCCACACAAGCUGCAGAAGCCAGAAGCAAAUGUCUGUGCUGUGGUCUGUGGACUUACACACAGCUAUCACUGGAAAUACUAGCCAGUCAAAGAGACUGGAGCAUUUGACUCACCAGAAGACCAGACUAGAGAAAUGAAAAUGCCCCUCUAUUUGGGGGUUGAGGAAGGCAUUCUCUGCAGUGUUGGAAGCCAAGCACAUUUCUGACUUGAGGAAACUCUGAUAGGAUCUCCCAGGAUCUCCAGUGAUCGCUGUCUAUGAGGACCCUUAGACCUCUGCUGCUGAGGUUUCCAGAGAAACCUGGGAUGGUGCCCAAGACUAUAGAAGACCUAGAAUCAGUACAGGAAGCCACAUCUCACUGUAGACCUUCCCAAAGGACCCAAAGACCAACUUCAAAUGUAGAAUUAAAUGGAU
Sciurus carolinensis (gray squirrel) is the source of this 3147-nucleotide messenger RNA. RefSeq names its product selectin P (gene Selp). The coding region runs from base 226 to 2529 and encodes 767 amino acids. The transcript has 16 exons. Gene Ontology annotation, cellular component: external side of plasma membrane; membrane. Gene Ontology annotation, biological process: heterophilic cell-cell adhesion; leukocyte tethering or rolling; response to cytokine. Lineage: Eukaryota; Metazoa; Chordata; Mammalia; Rodentia; Sciuridae. The record is from RefSeq and is a predicted model, not a curated record. Gene Ontology annotation, molecular function: sialic acid binding; oligosaccharide binding.